AUGCUGGGCGACACAGCUCCUCGAUGGGACAUCCCCGUGCCCAGCGGUUACUCUUUUGCUUCGGUGGAUCUUGAGGCCAUCAAGUCAAGAAUGACCUCUCUAUUGGAUCAGGAGCUUUACGAAUCUGCUUCCAUCCUCGGGGAGUCAGUGCGCCUUCACUUGCAUGGCCUUCACGUCUACCGACCAGCUGCCUCCCUCGACCCUCUUUUGGCUCGUGCCUACCGACGUCAAGGCGAUGUCAAGCGUGCUAAGAUUGUCUUGAACAGCGCGCUGCAGCACUGCACCGGUACCGAGGAGCCCAUGUUGUGGAAUGAGCUUUUGGAAUGUCACCUGCAGCUGCACGACCAUGAGAGCGCGAACAAGUUGCUGUUGCAGGUUAACCUCGAUCUCAUACCACCAUCCAUUCUCAUUCGUGUGGCGCGCUUUGUUCAAGUGCGCGAUCGGCAUCAUGCCAUCCGUCUGCUGAAGAAAGCCUUGGCGCAAGAACCCUACGCACUAGAGGCUCAGGCCAUGCUGCUCAAGCUUCAAACCGACGUGCGUGAGGCUGAGCUUACUACCAAAGCUUGCCGGUACGAUAAAGCCCUUUACUGGUGGCCCGCCGCAGCUGCUGCACAUGCUUGUGAAGGGCUGGGCGAUGUUCUCGAGGCCGUCAAGCACGUCGAACUGGGUUUGCAAGUGGCUCCCCACAGCACCUAUCUCCUGGGCCUUUUGGGCUCACUCCGCUACAUGCAUGGCAACAUGGCGGCCUCGAUCAUGGCGUUUGACAAGGCAUGGGAGGGUGACAAUCAUUUGGCGCGACGGUUCAUGCCCACGUACGCUAUUCUGCUACAAACAUGCGGCCGACAGAAUGAACUGCAGGCCCUGGCCGGCGCCAUGAUGGACGCCAAUCCGCAACAGCCCGAAGCAUGGCAGGUGGCCGCCGAGUACAUGAGCCUCAUGUGCAAUUCCCAAGAGGACAUUGCUUUGUGUACCGACUACGCCGACAAGGGCAAGGCGUUUGUUCAGCGGGCCUUGGAACUCGACCCUCUGUGCCACGAGGCGCAGGUCACGGCAGGCUUUUUGUACAUCCGCUUGGGCCAGAUGGACGAUGCUCGCUUCACGUUUCGGAAGUCACUGGCUCUAGGCAGCACCUUUCGAGCACAUCAAGGCCUCACACGAUCCAUGUUGGGACUCAAGCGCUACCGAGAAGCCAUUCAGACUGUCCUGCCCCUCCCUGCCAAGGCAAAAACAACCAAAAACAACGGCAACGUCGGGGAGAGCGACACAUGCUUAUGCUUGAUGGCGGUGCAGGUGGCCAAGGACUAUGCUGAAAAGAUGAAAAAGAGUCCACGAGCUCUUGCUUUGCUGGGUCAUGUGUGCAACAAUUUUUCGGAUGGAUCAGCACGGGCACGGCGAGCAUUCACGCAAGCUUUGGCCCUGGACGCCCACUGCAUCGACGCCAUCUUUGGCAUGUGUGAGGUGUAUGCACGGGAGAAGCAGUUUCAAAUGGGCAUUGACCUGCUCGAGCGUCAUGCCUCGUACUUUCGCACGGACACGAUAUACAACCGACUGGGCAAUUUGUACAUGGACAACAACGAUCCAGCCACGGCAUUGGAGUACUUUAAGAUUUCGCGAACCUUGACGUUGCAGACAACCGUGGUGGACCGGCUCAUUGCUUCGGCGCAGCACCGCUUGAACGGCACCUCGGAGGAGGAGUAGACCGCGUGCGUAUGUGUGUGUGAGUGUAUGUGUCGCUCUAAAAAAAGAAUCGGUGGUACCAACCAAGGUGCACAACACCCUGCUUUGACCACUCGUUUAUCCCCUUCCUGUGGCCACCGUCCCCCCUCGGCCGCGUCCUCCUGUUCUCGUCAAAAUAAGAAAGAGUUGGACUCCGUAAAAUUUUUGG
Molecule: messenger RNA, 1885 nt
Organism: Monosiga brevicollis MX1
Lineage: Eukaryota; Choanoflagellata; Craspedida; Salpingoecidae
Exons: 13
Coding region: 1-1698 (565 amino acids)
Biological process (GO): cell division
Molecular function (GO): protein binding
Source: RefSeq, a predicted model, not a curated record